Ambispora leptoticha is the source of this 498-nucleotide messenger RNA. The record is from the annotation of a GenBank genome assembly. NCBI's taxonomy places the organism in Eukaryota, Fungi, Glomeromycota, Glomeromycetes, Archaeosporales, Ambisporaceae.
GGUUUACGCCCUGGUCAAGAGCUAUUGGAUGAUGUUGGCGGAUCACAUAUAUUUCAGAAUUGGAAAAGGAAUAUUUUGACUGAUAGCGGCGGAUUUCAAAUGGUUUCCCUAUUAAAACUCGCCGAAAUCACCGAAGAAGGUGUACAAUUUCAAUCACCGCAUGAUGGAUCUCUAAUGCUAUUAACGCCCGAACACUCAAUGUCCAUACAAAAUUCUAUUGGUGCGGAUAUUAUCAUGCAACUUGAUGAUGUGGUUUCUUCAUUGACUACAGGCAAACGCGUCGAAGAGGCUAUGUAUCGAUCAAUACGAUGGCUUGAUCGGUGCAUCAAGUCUCAUAAAAAUCCAGAGACGCAAAAUUUGUUUGCAAUAACACAAGGAGGUUUAGUUCCAGAAUUGAGAAAAAUUUGUAUUCAAGAAAUGAUAAAGCGAGAUACUCCAGGAUAUGCAAUCGGAGGACUAAGUGGAGGGGAAGAGAAAGAUAUAUUUUGGCGAAUGUAA